AUGGACAACAACCGACCAGUAGCUCAGCCCCCAGGGGUGUUGGUGGACGAAAAGAAUAUCAAUAUCGACUCGACAGAAACAAGCAGGACCAUCUUGAAGUUCGAGACCGACGAUCCUGACAACCCAUACAAUUGGUCAAGUAAGAAGAAGCUAUUCAUAGUUUUUGUCGCCACCAUGCUCCUCUUCAACGGCACACUCGCUUCAUCUCUACCGGCGAACGUAAUUACUCCCAUGAGCGCCGAUUACGGAAUAGACAACACCCAAGGCAAUCCUGAACUAGCCCUCCCCAUCUCGCUAUUUCUCGUCGGUUAUCUUUUUGGCCCGUUAGUCUUUGGACCCCUCUCAGAACUUCAAGGUCGAAAAUAUGUCGUGCAGGCUGCGUUUGCCGGAUAUACCAUUUUCACACUCGCCUGCGCUCUAGCACCAAACUGGGCUUCGAUGCUCGUGUUUCGACUCAUGUCUGGCAUUUUCGCUAGUGCACCUUCUGUUGUUGGCGGCGGUAUGAUGGCAGAUAUUUACAGCGACUUGACUAUCCGAGGUCGAGCUUUUACGUGUUUCUUCGCUGUGAGUAUCUGUGGACCGCUAAUUGCUCCAACGAUAGCGGGCUAUGUUUCUGAGGUUUCGUGGAGAUGGGCGUUUUGGGUUGGUUUGAUCGUUGCAGGUGUCACGGUGCCGCCUCUGGUGUUUUUGCCAGAGACCUUUGGACCUACUAUCCUUGAACGACGAGCAAAGAGGAUACGAAAGGAUGCCCGUGCAACAGGAGAGGGCAAUCCCGAAACUUAUGCUGCGAUUGAAUUGGAAGCAAAAGGUUGGAAGAACAUGAUGAGCGUUGUUCUGGUUCGUCCUGUGCAGAUGCUUUUCACAGAACUUAUCGUUGCUGCAACAAGUCUCUACAUUGCAUUGGCAUACAGUAUUUACUACAUGUUCUUCCAGACAUACCCUAUUGUUUUCAAGGGUAUCUACGGUAUGUCCACCAAGACAAGCGGCCUUAUGUACUUCCCCAUCAUAGGCGGAGUCUUUCUGGGGAUGAUCAUCUUCUUCCUUUGGGACGCUUAUUAUACCCGAUGCAAGAAGGAGGGUCGAACAUGGGCACAGAAGACCGAGUUCAGCAGACUUCCUCUCGCAUGCAUAGGUGGUCCUUUGUUGGUGAUAUCACUCUUCUGGCUCGGCUGGACUGCACGACCAGAAAUAUCCUGGAUCUCCCCCAUGACUGCUGGUGUUCCAUUUGGAGCAACUCAAAUCCUAAUCAACAUGUCUUUGACAAAUUAUCUCGGCGAUUGCUACGGAGUCUACUCGGCCUCUGCAAUGGCCAUAGGGUCAUGUCUCCGAAAUCUCGCCGCUGCUGGACUUUGUCUUGCUGCAGCGCCGAUGUACACUGCGCUCAAUGUUGGAUGGGCUACGACUAUUCUUGGGAUUGUUAGUGUUUUUAUGUGUGCGAUUCCGUUUGUUUUUAUUCGGUAUGGGGAGUAUAUCAGGGAAAAGAGUGUGUUUUAUCAAAAGUUGAAAAAGGAUAUGGAAAAGGCUAGGGGUGAUAUAGAAAGCGAGUAA
This is a messenger RNA of Fusarium pseudograminearum CS3096, 1548 nucleotides long. RefSeq lists its product as uncharacterized. The record is from RefSeq and is a predicted model, not a curated record. Lineage: Eukaryota; Fungi; Ascomycota; Sordariomycetes; Hypocreales; Nectriaceae. The transcript has 2 exons. Gene Ontology annotation, molecular function: transmembrane transporter activity. Gene Ontology annotation, biological process: transmembrane transport. Bases 1 to 1548 code for a protein of 515 amino acids.